AUGGGGGCCGAGCAGCAGCGGCUCGACGACGAGAUGGAGCGCCGCCGCAUCCGCGUCAAGGACUGGCAGGUGAAGCUCCGCGAGCUGCAGGGUGCCACCGGGCCCGAGGUCGAGGCGGGCGGCGGUGCCGGGGCGGGGAAGAAAUGGACCUUGGAGGGCGACGAGUCUGACGAGGAAGAGGAUGGCACGGAUUUGGGCGGAAGCAGUGUCAUGGAUGUUGAUUGCAACAAUGGGGGUAAUGGUACCAGUGGCCCUACUGAUGUAGAGGAGGAAGAGAUUGACCCACUUGACGCAUUCAUGAACACCAUGGUGCUACCGGAGGUCUCACGGCUGGAGAGCAAUGCAGCAUCAGUUGACGGUGUACCAGCUUCCAAUGCGGUUUCUAAGAAAGGGUUGAAGAAGGCGACGGGGAGAAUCAUGCAAGGGGAUGGCUCAGACUCGGAUUAUGACGAUGAUGGUGAUGGUGGUGCUGGAUUGGAGGAUGAGGACUAUGAGGAGUUCAUGAAGCGUGUCAAGAAGACAAAGGUGGAGAAGCUGGCUGUUGUGGACCAUUCCAAGAUUGACUACCAGCCGUUCCGGAAGAAUUUCUACAUCGAAGCGAAGGACAUCAGGGAGAUGACAUCCGAGGAGUUGGAGCGGAAGGUGCACGGGAAAGAUGUGCCCAAGCCAAUUAAGACAUGGUUACAGAGUGGGCAGACUAGCAAGCUCCUUGACACCAUCAAGAAGCUUGGUUUCGAGAAGCCCAUGCCUAUACAAGCGCAAGCGUUGCCGGUCAUCAUGAGUGGCCGUGAUUGUAUUGGUGUUGCAAAAACUGGAUCUGGCAAAACGCUUGCAUUUCUCCUUCCGAUGCUGAGGCAUGUCAAAGACCAGCCACCUGUUGCUCCUGGAGAUGGUCCUGUUGGGCUCAUUGUGGCUCCUACAAGGGAGCUUGUGGUGCAGAUACACUCGGACAUUAAGAAGUUCUCUAAGGUGCUUGGCAUUAGUUGUGUUGCUAUCUAUGGAGGCUCAGGGGUUGCCCAGCAGAUCAGUGAACUGAAACGAGGUGCUGAAAUUGUCGUUUGCACAACAGGAAGGAUGAUCGAUAUCCUCUGCACUAGCAACGGGAAAAUCACUAACCUUCGGAGAGUGACAUUCUUGGUGAUGGAUGAAGCUGAUAGGAUGUUCGACAUGGGUUUUGAGCCUCAGAUCACUAGGAUAAUUCAAAACACCCGGCGAGAUAGACAGACAGUGCUUUUCUCAGCCACUUUUCCACGGCAGGUAGAGAUGCUGGCGCGCAAGGUGCUGAUCAAGCCCGUUGAGAUUCAGCAUGGAUAUCAGUGCCUGUCUCUACAUGGUGGUAAGGAUCAAGCUGAUCGUGAAUCAACUGUUGCUGAUUUCAAGAGCAAUAUCUGCGGCUUGCUGAUUGCUACUAGCGUUGCUGCUAGGGGUUUAGAUGUGAAAGAACUUGAAUUGGUUGUCAAUUAUGAUGUCCCCAUCGUGUUGGGCGAACAGGCCGUGCUGGAAGAGGAGCGGUAUGCGCCAGACCUUGUGAAGGCGCUGGAACUCUCUGAACAGACUGUUCCAGAGGACCUGAAAGCCUUAGCUGAUCGGUUUAUGGCAAAGUUCAACGAGGAAGAGGAUGAAGCGCAAAAGUCUACAAAGAAGGCUCAGGCAAGGGAAUAUGGAUAUGAGGAGGAGAAGUCAGAUUCAGAUUUUGAUGAGGAAGAGGAAGGUGGUGUUGCUAUCACUAUAAGGGGAACAUAUAUUGCUCAAGGAAAAGUUGCUGGUGCCAAUGAGCGCAAACUGUACCUGUUUAUCGAGGGCCACUCAGAGUCUUGUGUGAAGAAGGCAAAAGCGGAGUUGAAGCGUGUCCUUGAGGAUUGUGUCAACCAGCUUACAAUGGUUUCCAUGCCACUAUGGUGUCGUUGGCCUGCUACUUCCAGUAUUCAGAUUGUCCACGGCUGUGGCGCUGUGCAACUCUUUUUCGUACAUAGUCAUUAUAAGGCAGCUAAUGUUUACUUAGUGUCACAUGGUUAUUAG
Molecule: messenger RNA, 2019 nt
Organism: Miscanthus lutarioriparius
Lineage: Eukaryota; Viridiplantae; Streptophyta; Magnoliopsida; Poales; Poaceae
Source: the annotation of a GenBank genome assembly